AUGAUAAAACAACCUUGGAUUUUGAAAAGGGCUUCGGAAGAAUUGGACAUAGUGGUCGGAAGGGACAGAUUAGUUCAAGAAUCAGACUUAAAAGAUCUUAAUUAUGUGAAGGCUUGUGCAAGAGAGUCAUUCAGGCUCCAUCCUGUAUCACCUUUUAACGUUCCACAUGUAUCUACUGAGGAUGCAACUGUCGGUGGCUACUUCAUCCCAAAAGGUAGUCACGUGCUACUGAGUCGUCCUGGUCUUGGUCACAAUCCAAGAAUAUGGAAAGAGCCUCUCAGGUUUAAGCCAGAACGUCACCUCAAUAGUGAUGGCUCGGAAGUUGUUCUUACUGAUUCUAAAUUGAGAAUGUUAUCAUUCAGCACUGGAAUGCGAGGCUGUGCAGGUGUUUUACUUGGUUCCACCAUGACUACCAUGUUGUUAGCUAGGCUUAUUCACGGGUUCACUUGGAACGCCCCACCUGAUGUGCCAAUAGACUUGACCGAGUCUGAAAGUAACCUCUUGCUUGCUAAGCCAUUGCCAGCACUGGCAAAACUCCAGUUGUCUGAGCAUGUGUAUCAACAACUUGGAAAUUAA
Messenger RNA from Fraxinus pennsylvanica, 576 nucleotides. The record is from the annotation of a GenBank genome assembly. Lineage: Eukaryota; Viridiplantae; Streptophyta; Magnoliopsida; Lamiales; Oleaceae.